Bursaphelenchus xylophilus (pine wood nematode) is the source of this 1439-nucleotide messenger RNA. The record is from the annotation of a GenBank genome assembly. Lineage: Eukaryota; Metazoa; Nematoda; Chromadorea; Rhabditida; Aphelenchoididae.
AUGGCGCCAAGGUGAGUAGCUAACCUGGAAAUAGUUUACUCCUGGUAGGUUUAUUUAUUAAUUUGGAUUUUUAGAGCCAAGCCACAAGAAGGUUUAAAACCAUUUUGGACGUAUCUUUUGGCGGCUGGAAUUGCUUUCGUCUCAUAUCUAAUAUUACUUUUGUUUGCAAAACCAUCAGAAUUGGAUGUCAUAGUCAUGGCAAGUUUUGUUCUUUCGUACGCUGUGUUUGCUGAAAUACAAGGUUUUUUAGAGCGAAACUGGUCUGAAACUUCGUAAAUAUGAAGAACAGUAUCUGGGAGAGAUGGCACGAUUGAUGUACGAUCAGAAUCAACGCGAGUUUCGAUUGUUAACGGAAGAAUUGAAUCGGGUUGGUUAAGGUAUCUAAAAUAAUGUUUUCCAUAGAUGAGAGAGGAAUUGAAAUCCAGCAUGAACUCAUUCGAGGACAAGAUCGAGAAGUUGGUUCAGGAAAAAGGUGAUUUUUUUUAUUUUUCUCUUUUAACAUUGUUUUAGAGACACCUCCUUCUCCCAUAAAACCUACAUUGAAGUCCAAUUUUGCUCAACUAACAGCAGGUAAUUGUAUAAAGUUUGAUAUUUAUUUCAUCUGUAGGCGCCUCAAUAUACUCACAUUCAGUCCCACACGAUUUCGGAGCGGAAGUUUAUCAGUUCAUGAGCAUUCCACUAAUAACUUACAAAAGAGACCCGAAUAUUUUAUUAGAGGUGAGUUAAUCUGGAAGGAUAAUACUGUUUUGUAAAUAGAUUAGUUUCCUAAAAUUGUUUGUGAAAUGGGUAAUCCAGAAAAGAAAUUUUUCCCUUUCUGGAUUUAUCUCUUCGUCUGAACCAUAAAUGAACGCCUAAUCUGAGGGAUAAUAUAACAUUAAUCUAAUCUUAUGAGGAAAUAGCUCGUUUUUUCUGGAUAUAUUUCGAAUAUGAAGGAAAUAUGAUUUCAGAGCAAAGCUGAGAUUAGUUCGGGAUUGUGCUGGCCUUUCCAAGGAUCCCAUGGAGAAGUUACGAUCAAGCUCUUCGAAUUGGCAAACAUAUCUCAGAUCUCAUACACACAUAUCUCAUUGGACGAAACCCCGCUCAUCUUGUCGAAUACCUCACCCAAAUUGAUCGAGGUUUAUGCUGGAUUCAGGCCGGAAUCCCUCCAAUCCAUCGGCUCCAUGGAAUUUGAUCCUCAACAAACUCAAAGUGUAUUUAUUUUGGAGGUAAUGCUUAUUAUUAUGAUUUUUUGAUUUAGGCCUUGACAGCUCCGAUUUUUUGACUAGGAAAGCUAACAAAGGAAAGGUCAUCAUACAAUUCUAUUAUCCACAAACUUAACCUAAUUUCAGAAACCAAUUAUUGCCCGAUUUGUCCGCUUUUCAGUAGUUUCCAACUUUGGAGGAGAGUUUACAUGUUUAUACCGGUUGGGAGUCCAUGGCGAUCGGAUCUCAAGAACAUAG